Molecule: messenger RNA, 7552 nt
Organism: Macrobrachium nipponense
Lineage: Eukaryota; Metazoa; Arthropoda; Malacostraca; Decapoda; Palaemonidae
Product: integrin alpha-PS1-like
Biological process (GO): cell-cell adhesion; cell adhesion mediated by integrin; integrin-mediated signaling pathway
Cellular component (GO): external side of plasma membrane; integrin complex
Molecular function (GO): integrin binding
Source: RefSeq, a predicted model, not a curated record
CCAGUCCCGGGACUCCAGUUAGUAUUCGUUGGGGAGUGGUUCGAGGGGGAUUCGCUGUUCGAGAUGGCAAUCCCUUGUCCGUUGUUAGCACUUUUACUGUGCUUUUGGUCGUUAACUUUGGUGUGUUCAUUUAAUCUUGAGCCAAGGAUUCCUAUCGUGAAAAAAGGUUCUCCAAAAUCACACUUCGGGUAUACUGUAGCCCAGCAUCAGACUAUCUUGGACACAGCAUCAGGAGUACAGUACAACAAAUCAUGGUUACUUGUUGGUGCACCGAAAGACCAGAAUUUGCAACCAGGAACAAAUCGGUCAGGAGCCUUGUGGAACGUGCCGCUCACCACGUACACAACCGACUGUGAGCAGGUCAAGACCGACGGCUUUAAGGAUCCGGAAACAGGGCUCUACAACUUUGAGUAUCUGAAUGAAGCACUUGCAGAACCAGCCGAAGACGAAAUUAAAGAUGAUCAGUGGCUUGGGGUUACCCUUAAGAGCCAAGGUCCAGGAGGUAAAGUAUUGGUGUGUGCCCAUCGUUAUAUGCAUAAAGGACGAGGAUUUCAGUGGGGAUUUGGACUGUGUUAUGUUUUGUCACAAACCUUGGAUUUAGAUUCUUACUUAGAACCAUGUCGAGGAAAACCCGUAAAUGAGGGCCAUCAGCAAUAUGGAUUUUGUCAAGCUGGCACUAGUGGUCUAUUAUUAGAGGACGAAGCUGUAUUAGGUGUACCAGGACCUUACACCUGGCGAGGCACAGUGCACACAUCAAAUAUUUCAGACAAUUUCUUAAUGAAAGAUAAGACUCAGUACUUUGGACCUGUUACAGAAAAUGAUUCUCCUGUUGAUAAAUAUAGUUAUUUAGGGUAUUCAGUUACUGCUGGACGUUUUUUUGGCAAUUAUAUGUCAUAUGUUGGAGGAGCACCAAGAGCAAAUGAGACUGGGCAAGUUGUGUUCUUCUCCCGUGAAAAAAUUGGAGAAAGUCUUCUACGAGUUGAUUUAAUCUUGAAAGGAGAAAUAUUUGCAUCAAGCUAUGGGUUCGAAGUCUUAGGCGUUGACAUAAAUGGUGACAGGCGAGAUGAUCUUGUUGUCGGAGCUCCUUUCUAUUACACACCUAAGUCAAGUGGAGCAGUAUAUGUGUAUAUGAAUAAUGAUGGUGGCUUUAAAGAAAAUCAUCCAUUCACCAGAAUUGAAGGAGCUGCAGGAGAAAGUAGAUUUGGUUUUUCUAUGACUUCACUUGGAGAUUUGAAUCGUGAUGGCUUCAAUGAUGUUGCCAUUGGGGCUCCAUAUGAAGGUCGUGGUGCCAUCUACAUAUAUUUAGGAACACGUGAUGGUCUUUUCAAUGAGCCUUCUCAGGUAAUACAUGCUGAAGAUAUGCCAGGCAUACCUUAUGAUGCAUUUGGAUAUGCGCUUAGUGGUGGAAUGGAUCUGGAUGGGAAUGGGUAUCCAGAUCUUCUGACUUCUUCAUUUUGCAGUGACCGUGUUCUACUUAUCAGAGCUAGGCCUGUUAUUGAUAUUUAUACAGAAGUUCGAUCAAAGAAUCUUGAAAAUAUUGAUCCAACAAAGAAGGGAUGCACAGAGGAUAUAAGUGCACAAGAAACAUGCUUUUCUUUUGACGCUUGUUUUAAAAUGGAUAAUGAUGCAGGAACAAGAACAGGCCUAAAGCUCAAGUACACCAUUGAAGAAAUAUCAGACCGUCCUCUUGCGAGGGUACGCUUUGAUAAUAGCAGAAGUGAUCAGCCUAGUAUUGUAUACAGAGAUAUUAAUCUACGACCAGAAGACAUGGGAGUCUUAGAUUGUCACAGGGAAAUUGUUUACCUCUUGGAUGGCCCAAGGAAUAUACUUCAGCCUCUGAAAUUCAAGCUUUCUUACGAAAUAGUGCAGCGAGAACCACGACCCGUCAAUGAAGGGGAUGCUGUUCCAGACAUUGAUGAUUAUCCUAUCCUAAACCAGCAGGAAGCAUUAAGGUAUUUCGAUGGAACUUUUGCCAAGGAUUGUGGUGAUGACGAUAUAUGUGUCAGUGACCUUGAUGUGAAAGGAAGACUUGAUUUACAGAGACACGAACAGUAUUCUCAUUACAUUUUACGACUUGGUGAGCAAGACACUGUAUCACUUCAUGUUGAAGUGACAAAUACUGGUGAACCUGCUUACCAAUCAAGUCUCUUUGUUACUCAUCAUCCAGCUCUUGCAUUUGAUCUGAAGGAAUCACAGACUGGAUCUCAUCAGUGCUCUUCAGCAUCUAAAACACUAGUGCAGUGUUCAAUUGGAAAUCCUCUUGUAAGCACGUCAGGACCUUUAGUGCUUAGUUUCAAAGAAUCAGGAUAUCCAUUUGACUCAAAGUACAUUGAAUUUGCUGUGGCAGUAAAUUCUUCCUCAAGAGAAGAGAAUGCUCAAGAACCAUUGAAGUUUCAUGUUGAAGUCAUUAAAAAGGCUGAGAUUUCUAUUAUUGGGUUUGUGGCACCAGAGCAAGCAUUCUAUGGAGGAGAAGUUGUAGGAGAAUCAGCAAUUAAGCAUAUGGACCAAGUAGGAAUGGAACUGACUCACAAAUAUGUUAUAGAUAACCGGGGACCUUGGAGAGUAAAUCAAUUGCAGGUGGAAGUAUUAUGGCCACAUCAAGUAGAAAACAACAAAGAGCAAGGAAAAUGGCUUCUUUAUAUGACAGAAGUACCAACUGUUGAUGGUAUUGGUGAAUGUGAAAUUGAUCCAAGUUAUGUAAACCCUUUGAUUUUACGUCGUCAUCCACUCUCAGAAAGUGAAUUUUUCACUGGUCUUGAAGUUGAAGGAGAACAAGAGACAACAGGCUUACCACAUCCAGGUGGUAAAACUUCUGACACAUCACGAACAUCAUCAGAAUCAGAUUUAGAAACAACAACAGGAGGUGUAAAAAUUACAAAGACUACCACACAUAAGAAAGUUACCACUAGUACAACUGUUAAGAAGCAAACAACAAAGUCUUCUACAAAAGAUGUUUCAGUGUCUGCAGACAAAACAUCACAUGGAUCUUCCAGCUCUAGUUCAUCCACAUCAAGGGUUUCCUUUUCUGGUCAUAGUGAAACGGGGCCUGUGGAUGAUGAAGAUGGUAGUGGUUACGGUAUCGAAUCUGGCAGAAUGCAUGGGAGAGCUCAUAGUAGAGUAAGCCGAAGAGUUUAUACUACUGAACAUAGAACUAAGUUUGAUGAUAGAGAUUUGGGACUGAAUGAGUUAGAUACUGACUCAGAUGAUGAAGAUGGCGAUAUUGUUAGUCACCAUGAAGAAUCUCGCUUCUCAACAAGAACUUCCCCAGACGGAAUGACAACUGUGAGAGAAAGUCACCAUGAAAGUAGGAAAGAGACAGUCAAAGAGGGUUCUUUUGGGGAUAUACCUGGUGGGAAAUGGAAUCAGGAUGGCGGGUUUCACCGAGGUCAUGAUGAAAUAUCUGUAGACACAGCCAAUAUUCAUGGAAGAACAGAUCAUAAUGAGGGAGUUUAUACACAUAAGUCAGGUCAAAGAGAAUUCAGUCAUGGUAUUGCUACUGAUGAUAUACAAGAAGGAUCUGGUUCACUUAGUGGCUUUGACAGAGAUAGAUACGGUUGGAGGACAGAGGAUGGAAUUCAUAAGCAAAGAACCACAAUAAGGAAAGAAACUUUUAGAACUCAUUCAGGCACAGAUACACUUGGUAGAGGGGAAACAAGAGCCAGAACUCACCCAGAGGAAGGAGCCUGGGAAGACUUACAUUCAGUGGCCGGAGGUGAUGCUGCUUCCGGAGUUGAUUCAGGUGGUGCACAAGGAGGCUUUAGCUCACUUGAAGGAGACAGAACAGUGGUAAAAACCCAUUCAGGGGAUACUUCUAUAGUUAGAAAUGAAACAGAAAAACAUGCUCAUUUUGGAAGCAGAUCAAGAGGUUACAGCACAUAUGGUAGAGAAGGGAUGACUAGGGAAGAUUAUCCAGAAGUAUCAAGGACAUAUCCAGGAGGCAUUGCUGGUGAAGAGCAUUCAAGAGCAGGAUUUACUACACGUAGGAUAGAAAGUGAGCAUAGGGGUGAAACCUUCAGAACACAUGGUGGAGAAGACCAGUACAGAACUUACGAGGGUUCAGGAACAAGUAGAGAUUACAGUAGAAGUGGUGUCUCAGUAGGUGGGCAUAGAAGCCAUUCAGGGGUGACUAGGGAAGAUUAUCCAGAAGUAUCAAGGACAUAUCCAGGAGGCAUCACUGGUGAAGAGCAUUCAGGAGCAGGAUUUACCACACACAGGAUAAAAAGUGAACAUAGGGGUGAAACCAUCAGAACACACGAUGGGGAAGACCAAUACAGAACAUACGAAGGUUCAGGAACAAGUAGAGAUUACAGUAGAAGUGGUGUCUCACUAGGUGGGCAUAGAAGUCAUUCAGGUGGGGAAGGAUCUUCAGGGACUCAUGAUUUUAGAAGAGUAAAUUCAUAUGCCAGUGGAGGAACAACUACAAGUAGGGAAGGACAAGUUGAUGAAUAUGGGAGAAGCUCAUCGGGUGGAUUUGCUGAUGGAACUGGAACUAGACGUUUUGACUGGAAUGACAGAACACUGGAUGGGCCUCAUACAGAUGGCUAUGGAAGAGAUGAUGAUAGAUUCAGUCAAGAGGGUACACUUAAGUAUAGUCAAACUCAUGAGGCUUCAAGACGUACUAAAAGUCAUAGAGUAGGAACUGAUAGACAUCAUUCCAGUACCUAUUGGAGGUCAAAUGGAGAUGAAGAUGGUAGUAGAAAAGACUCAACAGUGACAAGUCAUACAAACUUGAGAACAACUGAACUGGAUUUGAAUACAGAUAGAGGAGAGCAUAACCAAGGUCAAGGGGCUGGACACCUUUCAUCCCCUCAUAGAAGUAAUAAUUCCUUUGGACACAGAUCUGGUGGUUUUGGCUUGCCAACAAGUGAUUUUGAUAACAUGCAACCAGAUGAAAAUGGUACAUACACCCGUGUAGAGGUAGAUCCUGUAACUGGAACUACUACUGUUUACACAAAAAAAGUUUAUAAAAGCAGCUGGCAAGAUAGUUGGGACCGCAGACCAUACGUUGAAAGAUCUAGUUUAACUCCUGAUCCUGGAAAUCAGUUUACCAGAAGUCGUAGAGAACUGACUCGUGUUAAACGGGAAAAAGAACUAAUAAUAAAACCACAGGCCGUUACUGAUGAACAGACAGGAAAAACAAUGCAAGUUGUAAAUUUGAGAUGUGAUGGUGACAUUCCGACAGCAAAAUGCUUUACCUUUAGAUGCAACAUACGUAACUUAGGAGCAAGACAAGCAGCAAGUAUACGUAUCAAAUCCAGGUUAUGGAAUUCAACUUUAGUAGAAGAUUAUCCUAGGGUAAGUUAUGUUAGCAUAAAGUCAAAGGCUUCUCUGAUUCUGCCGGAAGAUAUCCGUAACGAUCAGGACCGUUCAGAUGAUGUAGCAUCUGCAGAAACUUUGGCUUACCCAGAUUUACUGGACCAGCUUCCACCAGAGGAAGUACCACUAUGGGUUAUAUUAGUGUCAAUUUUUGCUGGACUCUUAGUACUGAUAAUCAUUGUGUUAAUAUUGUGGAAAUUAGGCUUUUUCGAAAGAAAGAGACCAGAUCCAACUCUUUCUGGCAAUUUAGAUAAAGAUGCUAAUGGUUAUUGAUACAUAUGUUAGGUUAUGUAUUGUCUUGAACAGUGCCAAUUUUUUAUAAUACGCUCUUUUUAUGAUGAAUUUUUGUGAUAAGUCACAUUGUUAAAAUUGGUGCAUAGAUUUUUUUCUAUAGGGAUGUUAAUUACUUGUUCAUAUUAUAAAAUACACAGUGUAAUUAAGAACAUUUUAGGACACCAAAAGUAAAACUGUAUUUAAUUUUCGUGACCUUUAGAGCUCCAUUAAAAACUAUACAUAUUAAUAUAUAUAUAGAAGCAAAAUAUUUUCAAUUUGAAUUAAGUGUAUAUGUAGUAUACAUAAUUACUUUUCUAUCUACUUUACUUUUCAUAUUGUUUCUGCAUCAUGUCUGUGAUGUUCUAUGUGCCUUCAAUGCUGACAGUCAGAGACACUUUUUGUGACUCUUCAAGAAAAUCCAAGUAGGUUUAUAUAAUCAGAAGAGUUAUGUCUACUGAUUACCAUAACAUAUCUGUGUUAGUACACUCAAAAUGAGAAAAACUUGGUAUUACUAAUAAAAGUCACUGCAUUCAGGAUGUUACCAUUAUGGAAAUGGUUAAAGUAAGUUGCCAUAUAGCAGAAACAAACCUAUCUUAACUCCUUUGUCAGAAAUGUGUGGUCACUGUGAUAUUUAAAGGUACUGAUUAAUAAAAUGUAAGCUUGUGUUAGUUCUAAGACAUGUUGAAAGACUCAUGUUUUUUAAGGAUUCCUCAUGCAUAGCCGAUAUUCUAGUUUCAGUCUGAUUAGUACUGAAUUUAACAGCUAGCAGUGUAUUUUCAUAUUGAGUAAAAAAUUUUAUUGCUAUAUAAAAUAUAGUAAUUUUCUCAAGCAUAUUGAACAUUGAAAAUAUUUUUGAUGUUUUGAUACAAGUUUAAGUGUAGUUCACCCCUUUGUCAUAUGAUACCCUUUUUCUUUUUCAUAUGUAUUUUGGUGAUGUUCACACAUGGAAUUACAUUAGAAAGGGGACACAAGUCAGCAUACAAUGUUGUAUUUCUGCAGUAGUUGAACUAUUGAUAAGGACUGUGAAAGGUAAAAAAUUAUAAUUAAUGUGCCCACAAACACAACUAAAUGUUAUGAAAAAUCAAAGGGUAUUUUCCAGUCCCUAAUGAGUUGCACUCAUGGCUUGAUGAUAAAGUUCAAGAGAGAAGGUCUCAAGAGGAGGAAGGGAACUUCAGUCCCCUGGAUUCUGGCAGCAUAUUUUUCGUUACAAUCUAUUUAUAGGAUAUAUUAUUUUAUGAAAUUGAAGCACCACUGGUUCUGUGGACAACUUGUGAUUGUAAUCAAUAGUAUUGUAAUUAUAGUUAUAUAAAUGAUUGGAGAGUUGUCUUAGAAACCAGUGGUUUACUUUAUAAAUAUGACAGAAUCAUUAAGUGUUAAGAAUUUGUGCCUUCAAAUUCCCACUACAGUGACUUUUAAAAGGUGCACCCAAGUUUAUAGAAGUCACACAAAGGAUUUCAUUGAUUAGAAUAUUGAGGCAAGUCGUAGCAAUUCGGUUUUUUAUUGAUGAAGUGCCAUUGUACGUACGUUUGUGAGAUGACAGUGGAAUGUGUGGAUACUUUUUUAUGGAUUUAAGCUACUGAUAAACAUUUCAUGGUUGUAGGCUUUAUUAGAUGUCCUGUUUUGUACAUAUGUGUAGAUAUUUAGUGAAAAAAGGCAUGUUAUGUGAAAAAUAUAUAUUAAUUACAUAAUUUAUAAAUCAUCAUGAUACAUUAUAAGGUGUGUUGUAAUUAAUGAUUCUCAUACCCACAUACAUUAUUCAUUAGGAUCUCAAAAGUAUGAAAGUGAAGAUGUAUAUGAAUUUUUAUUUACUCCCAGGUAAUUACUGUACUAGGAGCCAAACAUUGUACUUAUAAAAGUUAAAAAAAGAUAAACGAAUUUACUCAUAGAAAGUAAGUUUUGAUGCAUUUGUUUUUUUUUGUUAUGUGAUGAGUGAUAUAAAAUAAAAAAUACCUAACAAUGAGAA